Messenger RNA from Chlamydomonas reinhardtii, 2361 nucleotides. RefSeq lists its product as uncharacterized. The coding region runs from base 33 to 1835 and encodes 600 amino acids. Lineage: Eukaryota; Viridiplantae; Chlorophyta; Chlorophyceae; Chlamydomonadales; Chlamydomonadaceae. The record is from RefSeq and is a predicted model, not a curated record. Gene Ontology annotation, molecular function: phosphoglucomutase activity; magnesium ion binding. Gene Ontology annotation, cellular component: cytosol. Gene Ontology annotation, biological process: carbohydrate metabolic process. The transcript has 12 exons.
GCGACGCUCUGCAGACGACAUAGUUAGUCGCCAUGAUGCUCAGCUCGAAGGUCCACACGUCGCGCGCCUCGGUGCCCAGGUCUGCCAAGUCCGCAGUUCCCUUCACCGGAGUUCGUCGCGGCACAUCCGUCCGUGGCUCUGCUUCAAUGGCGCCUGUCGCGGGCGUGACCGUCAAGCCGGUCCCCACCAAGCCCUAUGAGGGCCAGAAGACCGGUACUUCGGGUCUCCGGAAGAAGACGAAGGAGUUCAUGCAGCCGAACUACCUCGCCAACUGGGUCCAGUCGCUCUUCAACGCGCUGGGCGAUGAGGUGAACGGCAAGAGCCUGGGCCUGGGCGGUGACGGCCGCUACUACGGCAAGGAGGCGGCUCAGAUCAUUAUCAAGCUGGCUGCCGGUAACGGCUUUAAGAAGGUGGUCGUGGGCCAGGACGCGCUGAUGGCCACCCCCGCCGCCUCCGCCCUCAUCCGCCGCCGCCACCUGUACGGCGGCCUGAUCAUGUCUGCCAGCCACAACCCCGGCGGCCCGGAGAACGACUUCGGCAUCAAGUUCAACUACAACAGCGGCGAGCCCGCGCCGGAGCGCAUCACCGACAAGAUCUUUGGCGAGACCUCCAAGGUGGCCACGCUCAACAUGGCCGACAUCCCCGACGUCGACCUGUCGAAGGUGGGCGUGACCAAGUUCGGCGAGUUCGAGGUGGAGGUGGUGGACCCGGUGGCCGACUACCUGGCGCAGCUGAAGGAGGUGUUUGACUUUGCGCUGCUGAAGAAGUUCCUCAGCCGCAAGGACUUCACCAUGGUGUUCGACGCCAUGCACGCCGUCACCGGCCCCUAUGCCAAGCGCAUCCUGGUGGAGGAGCUGGGCGCCCCCGCCUCCGCGGUGCUGAACGGCGUGCCCUCGCCCGACUUCAACGGCGGCCACCCCGACCCCAACCUCACCUACGCCGAGGAGCUGGUGAAGAUCAUGUGGGCGGACGAGGCUCCCGCCUUCGGCGCCGCCUCGGACGGCGACGGCGACCGCAACAUGGUGCUGGGCCACAAGUUCUUUGUGAACCCCAGCGACUCGGUGGCGCUCAUCGCCGCCAACGCCCAGGCCUGCAUCCCCUACUUCAAGGGCGGCCUCAAGGGUGUUGCCCGCUCCAUGCCCACCUCGGGCGCUCUGGACCGUGUGGCCGCUGCGCUCAAUGUGCCGUUCUUUGAGACGCCCACCGGCUGGAAGUUCUUUGGCAACCUGAUGGACGCGGGCAAGUGCUCUGUGUGCGGUGAGGAGUCGUUCGGCACGGGCGGCGACCACAUCCGCGAGAAGGACGGCCUGUUCGCGGUGCUGGCGUGGCUGUCCAUCCUGGCCUACCGCAACAAGGACGUGCCGGAGGGCGGCAAGCUGGUGACGGUGGCGGACGUGUGCACCGAGCACUGGAAGCAGUACGGCCGCAACUUCUUCAGCCGCUACGAUUACGAGGAGUGCGCCAGCGCCGAUGCCGACAAGAUGGUGGCGCACCUGCGCGACGUGAUCGCCAAGUCCAAGGCCGGAGACAAGAUCGGCGAGUUCACGCUGGCCACCGCCGACGACUUUGAGUACACGGACCCCAUUGACGGCUCCAAGGCCUCCAAGCAGGGCCUGCGCUUCGUGUUCACAGAUGGCUCCCGCAUCAUCUUCCGCCUGUCGGGCACUGGCAGCAGUGGCGCCACCAUCCGCAUGUACAUCGAGCAGUACACGGCCGACCCCGCCAAGCUCAUGCUGGACGCGCAGGUGGCGCUGGGGCCCAUCAUCCAGGUGGCCCUGGAGCUGUCUCAGCUGCAGAAGUUCACCGGCCGCGAGCGCCCCACCGUUAUCACCUAAACACCUGGCUUGAAAGAGCAGCGGCAGCAGCUGCGAGCGUCGGCAGCAGCAGUUGCAGCUGGCGGCGCCUGGUUCAGGGUGUGCUGCCAACGGUGACGGGAGGAGGCCUGGUCGUGUGCUGCAGGCGUUCAGAAGCCGACCAAGGCGUUGUGGAGUGGGCUUGGAGUGGGCCCAGUUAACCGGGAAGUUGGGAUGCAGGUGGCCAUUAGGCGCACCAUCAAUGUGAGGCGCCGAACGUCGUCGGAUUAUCGGUUUGAGCGCGGUCUGUAGGUUGACGAGAGCUGAAUAAUGACGCGCCCCCGUGGCCGAUGGCGGCGCGAGGCGUUUGAGAAAGCAACUGCUGCCGCCAGCAGUAACACCCGGACAUUUCGGGAUCGAUUUUGUCGUCUGUACGGAUGAGCUAGAGGAUUGCAUUGAGCGGAUUUGUACGCAUGACGGUUGCAGUUGUGAGUUUGGGGCACGUGGAGGUCCUGGAGUUUUCCCAUAUGUUUGUGGCGUCUCUGCAAUGUAAGAUUUUAAUUCAUGU